Dacryopinax primogenitus is the source of this 801-nucleotide messenger RNA. RefSeq names its product NADP-binding protein. Gene Ontology annotation, molecular function: oxidoreductase activity, acting on the CH-OH group of donors, NAD or NADP as acceptor. The transcript is spliced from 4 exons. The coding region runs from base 1 to 801 and encodes 266 amino acids. The record is from RefSeq and is a predicted model, not a curated record. Lineage: Eukaryota; Fungi; Basidiomycota; Dacrymycetes; Dacrymycetales; Dacrymycetaceae.
AUGGCCGACGCGCAGUAUGAACCUACCCCGAGCAUUCCGGUGAGCGAGCUCUUCAGCUUGAAGGGACAAGUUGCCCUCGUCACUGGGGGCACGCGAGGAAUCGGUGAAGCUUGUGCGAUCGCUCUUGCUGAAGUGGGGGCAUCGAUCUGCCUCGCCCAGCGUAAUCCUGCUCACACCACCGUGCAAGACAAGAUCCGCACUCUAAACGUGCGAUGCGAGAUCCUGCCUUGCGACCUGGGAGACUUGGAAGCGGUCAAAACUUUGUUCGACAGGGCGCUGGAGCUGAUGGGAGGAGAGAUACACAUCUUGUUCAACUGCGGGGGAAUGCAAUAUCGUGCGCCAGCAGUGGACUUUCCUGAGGAGAAAUGGGAUGAAAUCAUCAAUGUCAACCUCAAGUCGCUCUUCUUGGUGUCUCAAGCCGCAGGUCGCCACAUGGUUCCCCGUCACCGAGGUAAGAUCAUCAACAUCGCGUCAUUGACGACAUUUAUUGGUGGGGUCAGCAUCCCUGCAUAUGCCUCCUCUAAGGGGGCAGUUGGGCAGCUCACCAAGGCACUCAGGAAUGAGUGGUCGAGGCACAAUGUACAAGUGAACGCAAUCGCCCCGGGCUACAUCGCCACGGAAAUCAACGCCGAUCUUCGGGCUGACGAAACUCAAUUCCGUCAACUUUCGGAGCGCAUUCCCGCCGGCCGAUGGGGCACUCCUGCCGAUUUCGCUGGCCCGACUGUAUUCCUCGCGAGUGCAGCGAGCCAAUACAUAUCUGGAGAGGUGAUGGUUGUUGAUGGGGGAUUUUUGGGUCGUUGA